GCGGCCGUCAGUCGAGCGCGGCGGUCCCGCCGCCGGUUCCGCUCGUGGCUGCUCCCCGGCAGCCGGAGCGAGCGCUCAGUCCGCACCGGCGCUUUACGCUGGCGGCUAUCGCUCCUGCCAGGCUCCUUCCUCUCUCCCUCCCUUCCUCGCUCCUGCCUGCGGGGCGCCGCUGCCCGGGGGCCAUGGCGGGGGCGCCCGGCGGGCCGUAGGUGUGGAGCUCAGAUCCGACAYGAGACUCAUGUGAGCUUGCCACAUCUUGCCUAAUGGAAUUGCUCAUACUUUCACUUCUGUAAAAGAAAAGAUUUGGAUUCUUCCUAGUGGCAGUGAUACUACUCACUCACUGAGUUUUCACGGGAUACAGAUCAUGCCACUAGACUGCGUUUGGGUAAAGGAUGAGUUCAGUGUUUCUCUGAGGAGUCUUCCAGCACAUUUUCCAAAUUACCUUUUAAUGGUGUUCUAAGUGAGCUUGUGUGAAACAAAUAGUAUUGGAUCAUGAGUGAAGAAAAAAACUUUGGWGCAUCCCAGAAAAUGCUGUCUCCUUCAAGAAGUACUAGCAGCUGCUCCUCCAAGCAGGGAAGUCGACAGCAGGACAGCUGGGAAAUUGUAGAAGGACUCCGGGGAGCAAUGAAUUAUACCCAGGAGCCACAGAAGCAGGAGGGCUGCUUGCUGAAAAAGAGGAARUGGCCUCUGAAAGGCUGGCACAAGAGAUACUUCUUUCUGGACAGAGGGAUUUUGAAGUAUUCUAAGUGCCGAGCUGAUAUAGAGAGGGGAAAACUUCAUGGCUGUAUUGAUGUUGGACUUUCUGUCAUGUCUGUAAAGAAAUCAACAAAAUGUAUAGAUUUGGAUACGGAAGAGCAGAUAUACCACCUGAAGGUGAAGUCUCAGGAGCUGUUUGAUGAAUGGGUAGCAAAACUUCGCCACCACAGAAUGUACCGUCAGAAUGAAAUCUCCAUGUUUCCUCACGACGCCAAUAAUAUUUUCUUCCCUGCGUCCACUACUACGGACUCUGUCCCUGGUUUCUGUGAUUCUGCUCCAGGUAGAAAGGCAGGCAGCUUGACCAAACAGAAUUCAGUGUCAACUGGAGGUAAUUUGUCAUUUUCUUUUUCGAGUAAUGAGUCCAGGAUUUCAUCUUGGCUACAGUCUUCUGAAGACAUGGAAAAAUGCUCAAGAGACCUCUCCAAUUGUCACACAUAUUUACUGGAAAUGAACCAGCUGUUACAGAGCAUGGAUGUUCUUCACCGGACAUAUUCAGCGCCUGCUAUAAAUGCUAUGCAGGUUGGACCUUUUGAAAGCCCAAAGAAGGAAAAGAGAUCACACAGGAGGUGGCGAUCCAGAGUUGUUGGGAAAGAGGCUAAAGGAAUGUUACAGGUGCCUUCAGUAUUUUCUGCCCCUAUGAGACUGCAUGCUUCCAAUCCAAACUUAUCUACAAUAGAUUUUGUAGAGGAGAAAAAUUACUCUGAUGGCUCUGAAACAUCAUCAGAAUUUACUAAAAUGCAAGAGGACUUAUUUCAUGUUGCACAUAAAGUUUACUUCACCUUGAGGUCAGCUUUCAGCACCAUAUCUACAGAGAGAGAAAAGCUGAAGCAGAUGCUGGAGUACGAUGCAUCCUCAUCUCCAUCUGCACAAAUAGUGGGCUUGAAGAAUGCCUUAACAUCUGCAAUAGCACAAAACACAGAUCUUAAAGACCGGUUACGCAGAAUACAUGCCGAAUCUAAGAUCAUUGAUUCAGCAUCUAAUGCAAAAUCAAGUCCAGAUUUGGUGAAGGAAAAUUCAAGAGAAGAAGGCAGAGGUCUGGUUCACCAGGUCUCCAAUGAAAGCAGACUGUCUAUAGCUGACUCUCUCACAGAAUUUUUUGAUGCACAGGAAGUCCUACUGUCCGCUAGUUCUUCAGAAAAUGAGGUAUCAGAUGAUGACUCAUAUGUAAGUGAUAUCAGUGAUAAUGUUUCAGAAGAUAACCUAAGCAAUGACAUGGAGAAUGAAAGACAAACUUUAGAUUGUAUUUCUGAGAGUGGAAUUGGCUGCAAUUCUAAACGGAGAACCUGUUUGCCAGCUCCAUGUCCUAACACGAGCAACAUCAGCCUGUGGAAUAUCCUGAGAAAUAACAUAGGGAAGGAUCUCUCCAAAGUGGCCAUGCCCGUGGAGUUAAACGAGCCCCUGAACACCCUGCAGCGCCUCUGCGAGGAGCUGGAGUACAGCGAGCUCCUGGAUAAAGCAGCACACACACCAAACCCCUUUGAGCGCAUGGUGUACAUAGCUGCCUUUGCAGUCUCUGCGUAUGCAUCCAGUUACUACCGAGCUGGAAGUAAACCCUUUAAUCCUGUGCUUGGAGAAACCUAUGAAUGUAUUCGUGAAGAUAAAGGUUUCCAGUUCUUUGCAGAACAGGUCAGUCACCAUCCACCUAUUUCUGCAUGCCAUGCUGAAUCUGUGAAUUUUGCUUUUUGGCAAGAUGUAAGAUGGAAAAACAAAUUCUGGGGAAAGUCCAUGGAAAUCGUUCCAGUUGGCACAACGCACGUAACCCUUCCAGCUUUUAAAGACCAUUUUGCAUGGAAUAAGGUAACAUCUUGCAUCCAUAACAUCUUAAGUGGGCAAAGAUGGAUUGAACACUACGGAGAGAUUAUAAUAAAAAAUCUUAAUGAUGACACUUGCCACUGCAAACUGACUUUCAUAAAGGCAAAGUAUUGGAAUCCAAAUGCACAUGAGAUUGAAGGCAGUGUCAUGGAUAAAUCUGGGAAAGUUGUGCAUCGACUCUUUGGGAAGUGGCAUGAAAGUUUAUACUGUGGGACAACCUCAUCUUCAAACUGCAUAUGGAGAGCAAAUCCAAUGCCCAAAGAUUAUGAAAAGUGGUAUGGAUUUACUCAAUUUGCACUGGAGUUAAAUGAACUGGACCCACAAACUAGGUCAUUACUUCCAUCCACUGACACACGUUUUAGGCCAGACCAAAGGUUUCUCGAAGAAGGGAAUAUUGAAGGAGCUGAAAUACAAAAGCAGAGGAUUGAGCAGCUACAGAGAGAACGACGGAAGGUGCUAGAAGAAAACAAUCUAGAGCAUCAGCCUCGGUUUUUCAGGAAAUCCAACGAUGACUCCUGGGUGAGCAAUGGAACCUACAUGGACCUUAGAAAAGAACCUGGUUUUUCCAAACUGGACAAUCCUGUCCUCUGGUGAAAGAGGAGCUAAGUGAAGAUAUUCUGUGCUGUAUUCUUGGAUCUGAUUUAAAAGACAUAUAUUUGAAAUAUAACUAUAUAUCUAUAUAUAUAUAUAUAAACACAUACAUAGACACACACAUACAGGAUAUGUGUGUGGUGUGUGUAUGUUUGCAAAUGUGCAUAUCUCCAGAAUUGUGCUUAAUUUAGAAUAUGAUAAUUCAUUUGUUUCCUUUACUCAACUAUUGCAGUGAUUGUUUGAAUGUAUAAAUAUCCUAACUUCUUUUUAUAAAAUAUUUAAUAAAUAGUACUGAAUGUUAACAGCUAGAUGGAAAAGAGAGAAGCUUUUACACUACUUUUUCAAUGUGUAAUAAUGUCAGYUCUGAGUUAAAUUAUGCCUUACUGAAUCGCAUUGGAGACAGUAGCACCAGCAUGUCUUAGCUGUGCUGAGGAAUCAGAGUCCAAGCCUUAGUAACUCAAACUGUAGGGAGGCUUCCACAGUGCAAUGAGUAGUUCAGCUGUCUCUGGGUUGGUAUAAACUGCUAAAACAGACUAUCAGCUGGUGCUGGAAUCUGRGUAUGAUCUUUUGCUGUCUGUAGGAAAGAUUUAAGUAAGCUUUGGUUUCUAUUAACUUUCUUCUUAGAAUUAUGGAAGAGGUAGUUGUGAGCUUACGUCGGUGGUUCUACUGCCUUAUACAUAAACUGUACCCGGUUAAAUGUAGUGCUAGAAAGUCAGGAAUCGCCAAAAUUUUCCACUGGGAAAAAUUUUCACUUCAAAUUUAUAGCCCCCAACAGGGCAAGAGGAGGAGAUCAUUUGUAUAUACUGCUUGAGCACUGACUAGAUGAACAAGCUCUCUCUUUUUCCAGUAAGUGAAAUCUACACAGAGCACGAAAUCCUGUGCUUCCAUAGCUUCAUUUGUUUUUAUUAACCUAAAAAUUGCAACAGUAAGACUUUUUAAAAAGUAAGCAAACUGAUUGUUUUACGCUAGAAAUUUUUUCCUAGUAUUUUGAUAUUUUCUACCUCUUAAAAAAUAAAUAACAUAUUUAAGAUCUUAUAUUUAAAAAAUUACCAUCUGCCUUAUGGAGAAGUGUAUGGAGUCUUUGAUCUUCCUCUGUUUGUUUGUUAUGUUCAGAUAAAUAUUUAAGUGUCUUGCACUAAAUCAGUUGCAUCCCUUUCCUGUAAUUUUAUACAUAUGGCUCAAAUUGUGAAGCURUUAAACCAUAGGUCAGAAAUUUAGCAGGAAACAAAUGUAGCAGAAGCCUCACCUUUGAAUGAAGACUAUAGAGAUGGGCAGUAUUUUUGGCUUGUUCCAUCAAAUCAUAAAGUCAUUAACAGAACAAUUUGCAUUCCCACCUAUCUGCAACCCAAGCCUGAUCCAUGAUUCUUCAAAUCUGCUCUAUGUGUCUGCAACUCUCUGGCAGCAAUGCAGUUUUCCAUGUGAUAGAUCUGCAUCCUGUCACCACCCCCUUUUCUUUUCUUCACAUGCCACUGUAAAGACACAAAACAAACCCAAAUKAUGCCAUGUUAAGCUGGCUUCUGGCUGGAAGAAUUGGACAUGGCAUGGAUGAAGUAGAUUCCUAGGAGGACAGACUAGUAGCUUAGAAAAGCUUGCACUUUACUGCAAUUGUGCUGCAUUGUUCUAGAGAAUACCUAUUAAAAAUGAAUCCAUGUAUUAUAUGUAACAUGAAGGAAAUACUAUGAAGGUUUUCAAUUUUAAACAAAAUCUGUGAUGUCAGAUUAGAUGUAUAUUUGAAUUUUGCUUUCUWUUACCUUGAAGCCUCAUUGUCUCAGAGGCAGAUGAAUGCUUUUUCACCAUUUUUCAUUUUUYGCAGGAUCUCUGCCUCACCAUAAUUUCUGUAAUUUAUUACCAAAGAAGUUAGCAUAAUUAUUUCUAAUUAAUAUGUCUUUGAAAAACUUGACUAUCAUGCCAGCAGCUUGCAACAAGGCAAGWUUCACAUUUAUAUGAAGACAAAAUCUGGGCUUUGAUUCCAAAGGAAAUCUCAACCUUUGGGGGCUGUUUGGCUUUUCAAGGAAAAUGAGGUUCUCUCCAUGASUUGUUCCCUUCCUGUGUUUUAUCCUUGUAUUAAUUGUCAAAACCUGACACAGAAAUGAGUUGGUAAUUGUAAUUGUCCUUGCUCUUGGUAAUUACAAUUUACACUAAAAAUAAGGUUCAUUUAAAAAUAAAAGAGGGUAGAGGAAAUUUUAAAGAACUUUUUUUAAAAGGAGCAAAAUUUGUGAAGGCUGCAUUAAGCUUGCUUAUUGUCAUAUUUGGCAGCUACUGUGAAAUACUGUCUGUUCUGAUUGCUGGGUUUGUAUAUUCUGUKUGUGGAGGAGAUUUCCCCCAUACAGGUAUUAAACAAAACAAAUCUCAUAUGGGGUAUUUGAGUCAUGAYUUUUGAGAAAUUAGACUGGCAGUGCCAAGUCUGGUUUCUCAAAAACUCUAAAUUGUCUGAAACACAUGGAAUUAAUGACAAGAAGYAUUGGGCUGAGCAGUGCCUUAUAUAAAAUUUUCUUCAUCAAAAUUUCUGUAUCAAGAAUAUAAACUCCAGGAUUUUAGUAUUGUCUCCAGAAAAAUACCUGAGAAUAAUCUAGGGCAUUUCUUAAUGCAUGAAGCAAAAUCAUUGACCACRUAAUUGCUCCUUUUGUAAAUCUCUAAUACAUUCCUCCAAACACAAUGUAACCAGUUGUGAACAAUCCUCUGACCCCACAUUUCCAACCACAGUAGUUUCCCUGCUUUCUUUUGUAUGAAACAAUUGGGUUUAGUUGUUCAACUUCUGUUAACUGUAUAUCAAGAAGUGGAAGAAAAUUGUCUUGAUGUUAGUUCUGUGUAUUUCUGCAUGUAAAUAUAUUCAACAUUCACAAACCUUAUUAUAUUCUAUAAAGUUAUUCUUGGUAAAAUACGAAAUUUUGGUAAUUUUCUUCCCCAAAACUUCAGCUAUGUUAACAGGUACAAAAUUUAUAUUAGCYUUCUGCAGUGUAACUAAUUAUAAGACAACUGUUGUUUUUAAUAUCUGACACUGAGGGACUUUUUAUCCACUAUUUCUACCCUGAAUAGUAAWUUGAAUGUAUCAGGCAACUUAACUGCUUCCUUUCAUACACAGCUGUGAUUCCAAGGUAUGUARCUCCAUGGAUCAGUCUUAAAAUUUCCUGAUGACCAUUGCCUGCUGUUACAGCUCUCUUACUUCAUGACUUUAUAAACAUCACUUAAUAUGAUUUUUGGAGGCCAGUUUGAGAAGCACUCAUCUGGCUCUGCCUUUCUUUGUGUGUCUCUUCACAAAGUAAAACCCACACUUCAAACUUCYGUGAAGGUGAUGGAGCAGCUCAGGCCUUUGGGUGUUGAAACCUUUCUUCAGUUUUCAGUUGCAAAGCAUAGAAAGAAAAAAAAAAAAUCCAGGGAAAUAUGGUACAUAGGAACAGAAACCCACAGCUCUACUUCCAGAUUUGCAUGCUUGGCACUUAGUUUCUGAUUUUGAUACAGUGUAAAUUGGGGAUUGCAMAACAGCAUCACUUGUUCAGGAGGUGACUCUGGGUAGCGCGAAAUGCCCUUUAGACCAAGUGGAAUUAGAAUGCACCAUUAAUCACUGCAUUCCUUUUGGGAUCUCUGCUCUCUGAGAUAUGCUUGAUGUGAUGGUUUUCCAGAACUGAUCUACUUCUUUUAGAUGCUUUUUUGGAAUACAGAUCCAGCAGUCUGCACUCACGUUCUUUAUACAGAGCUCAUAAAGUUAAAUGCCUGGAAGGAAGACAAAAAACAGCCUGAAUUUGGAUAAGAAAACAUCCUGGAGAUCUGUUCUUCCAGUUGUCUUUCAAGGACUGGAAACAGGAUUGCUGCUUUCCCUAAAACCUGGCACCUGAAGGACAUAAUAGUUGCAAACACAGUCAUGUUAUUAUCUGGCAGCUUAGUGUUGACUCCAGAUGACUGUAGAGAAAGGAACACCAAUCCAUGGGACCAGAACUASAGCCCAACCAUGAACAGCUUUCAUUUUGCACAAAGGUCCAGUACUGGUCUCAAAACAAACAAACAACCCCCACCAAAAACCAAAAACCCCAACCUUCCAAAGACCUCACCCCUUUCCAUGCCCCCCACUUUCCCUCAGCUGUUUACAGUCCUGUUCAGGUGUUCCGUGUGGUCCCUUAUUUAGUGUCCCAUUUUUCUCUUUAUUAGAAAAACAUGAUGAAUAAAGAAACAGUCCCUUCUAACAAAUGAUAAAUCAUGCCUAUAGGCUGYAGUUAAAUUCUUUCCCAAUAAAUAUUGUUCUGUCCUUUUGUAUCUUUUCCUUGACUGUGAACWAGACUUCCUUGCACUCUGGAGUCAGACCUGGUAAGGGUUGUGUGCUAUGGAAAUGUGCAGCUCUAUCUGCUCAGCAGAUCCUGACUACUGAAGUCCUUGAAUCUGCUUUUGUGUAAAUCUCUUGUGUUGUCUCCCCAAAUUACCAGCUUGGCGGGCAGGAAAUUUUCAGCACAUCUUGCUUUGUUCAGAAUGGCUUCUUUUUCAUGUACAACUCACACAGAAGGGGCAAGCUGAAGAGGAAUGCAAAACUUAGCCCACAGUGCAUUUUAAUAGGAGAAGGAUGACAUCCAACUUGUCCACAUACAUCUUGCAAGGGCUAGAAUGAGAUGGUGCUAUUUAAAGGAGUAACAUUAAAAUGAAAGGGUUUUUUUUGGUUGAGUGAAUUAUGAGUUCAUAAAUCAUGCUGACAAUAAAUAAAAUUCACAGUGUUCACUAAAUCAUCCUUUUGUUUUCUAGCUGCUGGUGGUUGCAACUCAUUCCAGUAGCUGUGGGUUCAUAAGAAAUUGCACAUUAUUUGGCUUAUCUUUUGAAACUUAGUAAAUGCUGUAAUUUACCACCAAAUGUAUUACUGUACUGCUCAGUUCUUAAAUCCUGUUCUUGCUGCAGCUUUUUGAAAGCAAUAAGAUAAAUUUUACACAUAAGUAGUUGCCAUAUGUUAAAGAAUUAUUUUAAAUGGUCCAUUUUUU
Molecule: messenger RNA, 8114 nt
Organism: Malurus melanocephalus (red-backed fairy wren)
Lineage: Eukaryota; Metazoa; Chordata; Aves; Passeriformes; Maluridae
Gene: OSBPL3
Product: oxysterol binding protein like 3
Exons: 24
Coding region: 493-3162 (889 amino acids)
Cellular component (GO): cytosol; plasma membrane; perinuclear endoplasmic reticulum
Molecular function (GO): cholesterol binding
Source: RefSeq, a predicted model, not a curated record